Messenger RNA from Tachysurus fulvidraco (yellow catfish), 2888 nucleotides. It is a transcript of the gene ednrab, whose product is annotated as endothelin receptor type Ab. Gene Ontology annotation, cellular component: membrane. Gene Ontology annotation, biological process: vasoconstriction; enteric nervous system development; regulation of blood pressure. The transcript has 8 exons. NCBI's taxonomy places the organism in Eukaryota, Metazoa, Chordata, Actinopteri, Siluriformes, Bagridae. The record is from RefSeq and is a predicted model, not a curated record. Gene Ontology annotation, molecular function: endothelin receptor activity. Bases 229 to 1584 code for a protein of 451 amino acids.
CUCUUGUCCCAGCUGUCAAAACAGCCCCAUACACACACGCACACACUCACACACACACUCACACACUCCUCUGCAUGGGCAAAUGCAAGACGUUCACUUCUCUAAACUCCACAUCACCCUGCCAGGAUCUUAAAGGACACUUUUAAUUCAGGAGAGUCAAGAGAUCCUAGGACAACAUUUCCACAAGAAAAACCCCUCUGGCUUUGCAUUAAAGCGUACCGUCCCAAGAUGCCCUGGGUCACGGUGCUAAUAGCAACCAUAUCCUGCAUGCUGAUGAGACAUAGCUACUGCCAAUCAAACUCCUCAGAGAACUUCCUGUUCUCUAGUGACCCAGUUGCCAUCCUGCUUCCUGACCUUCAUGCCACCCUUUCACCUCUGACCCCAAGUGAGGGUUGGAGCCCUGAACGUAAACCUGCCACUCUUGCCUCCUCACACUCAUCAUCAUCAUCAUCAUCAGCCCUCACUUCUGGGAACGGAUCAGUGCAAGCACACCCUCUCCCACCACCGCCAGCAUGUUUGCGCAGGACAUCUAUGAGGGUCGUGUUUAAGUAUGUGAACACUGUGCUGUCUUGCGUGAUCUUUGUGGUUGGAGUUGUGGGUAAUGCCACACUGCUAAGGAUCAUAUGCUUCCACAAGAACAUGAGGAAUGGCCCCAAUGCCCUCAUCGCCAGCCUGGCACUGGGAGACCUCAUUUACAUCGCCAUUGACAUCCCGAUCCACAUCUAUAAGUUGCUGGUGAUGAGAUGGCCGUUUAAUGAUACAGGGUUUGGACUCUUCCUGUGUAAGCUCUUUCCCUUCUUGCAAAAGGCUUCAGUAGGGAUAACGGUGCUCAACCUGUGUGCCCUCAGUGUGGACAGGUAUCGUGCAGUGGCCUCAUGGAACCGCGUGCAAGGUGUGGGAAUCCCAGCUUCCACUGCAGUAGAGAUCAUGUGUAUCUGGGCUUUGUCCAUUCUACUGGCUGUUCCUGAAGCUGUGGGCUUUAGCAUGGUCAGCUUUGACCACAAUAAUGUGACUGUACAGACCUGCAUGCUCAAGCCAGAAUCACAGUUUAUGACUUUUUACAGAGAUGCAAAGGACUGGUGGUUGUUUGGGUUUUACUUCUGCGUGCCAUUAGCAUGUACAGCUAUCUUCUACACUCUGAUGACCUGCGAGAUGCUGAAUUACAAGAAAGGAAGUCUGAGAAUUGCACUCAGUGAACACAUCAAACAGCGACGUGAGGUAGCGAAGGCCGUAUUCUCUCUGGUGCUAAUUUUCGCUCUGUGCUGGUUUCCUCUUCACCUGAGUCGCAUUCUGAAGAAAAUGGCUUACUUGCAACACGACGUUCAGCGCUGUGAUCUGCUCAACUUCCUUCUGGUGCUUGAUUACUUCAGCAUAAACCUGGCAACUAUAAAUUCCUGCAUCAACCCUAUCAUACUCUACCUCGUCAGCAAGAAGUUCAAAAAGUGCUUUAAGUCAUGCCUGUGCUGUUGGUGUUAUUCGGGUUCUCUGUUGGGCAGCAUGGGAACCAGCAUCCAAUACAAGAACCCUGACCUACAGAACGUCCUGACAGACCGCACAGCACUGCGCAAGGACAGUUACAACUGAGGACAAACACUUAAAGAUGGACAUCACAAUGGUGACGAUAAAGAAUAGCAUCCUGAGACGGCUAAAAGCACGCUGAGACAAUGAACACUGGCUGCAGAAAAAGUAGCUCAAAAUGUCUCAAAAUGCUGGAAAAAGUCUUUGAGCACAUCAUUUUAAAUUCUCAAAUACGAACCGCACGUUUUGCCAUGUUGAUAGUAUCAUUGUAGAAAAUAGCUAUAUUUUAUUCUAUUGUAUUAUUAUUGUUUUUAUAUUAUAUUUAUUCAUGUUUAAACAUUACCAGUAAGCCAACAUCACCAUAUAUCUUUGUAAUCAGUUAAUUGUUGCUUCAUUUAGCCUGCAUUCACAUUGUAAGCUUGAACAAUGUGUUGUUUUUCUCCCAAAUCAUUUAAAGUCAUGCUACUUCACAUAAUUAGACACAUAUCUAAUACACCACCAUGUGACUGGAUAGAUUGGAUUCUAUGCAUUCCUUUUUUCCACAUAAUUGCAUAUCAUCAGCUCCUAGCUUACUUCACAAAAAGGGAAAGCUUUUCACUUUUGCAUUUUUAUGUAUCUUCCUGGUAUGAUUAGAAACUCCACAACAAAAACUUUUAUGCUGAAGGCAUGUGCUGCUGAAUAAAAAGAUCCUUGACAUGGUGAGGUUUUCUGUAAGAAUAUGUUUAUUUAAAAUUUGAAGUAGUCUUGGCAAAAUGCUGAAAUGGCAAAAUUACUUCAAGAGAAAUAAAAUGUUGGUGAGGAAGUGAAAAUCUUGAGAUCUGAUUUGUCCCACAGACGAGUUAAAGCCAAAAAUAUACAGUACAUGUCAAAUUGCUGUAAGAGGAUUCGAAUAAACCAUUUGUGAAAAUCCUCAACUACACCACGGUAUCACUAAUUAUUUUACUCCUUAUUCAAAUUUAGAGUCUGUGCUAAAUUUCUCCCCAGUGAAAAGGAAUAGAAAUAAAUCGGAAGGAUAACAUGCGCAUUAAAGAAUUAACAUCAGCACAGCUCCACUUUCAUGUAGUUAACUAAUCAGUGCUGCGGGUUUCAACAUAUGUUGUUACACAUGUUAGCAAUUACACACAUUUCCCCCGCUUUUUUCUACCAACCCCCCUCAUCAUGUCUCCUGAGUCUCGCUCAAAGUUUGUAUUCUCCCUCCUUCCCUCCCUCCAUCCCUCCGUCUAUCUAUCUUCCACUCCCUCUGUCAACUUGUAGCUGUCACUUGAGUUCCAAUGAACGUGCAGCAUAAACUGUCUAUAUUCACUGGUACAGAAAUGUUCACAAAAGUCAUUGUCAGUUUAUGAAGAUUUAAAGUGGAGUUUGAUUUACAU